CUUCCCAGGGGCUGGCAGGAGCGUGGGAGCGCAGAGUGCCGGGAGGCGACAGAGACCCGGAGAGACGAGAGAGAUGAGAGACCCGGGCGCGCCGGAGAGACCCGGAGCUAGAGACGCACGGAGACAGCUGGAGACCGAGAGAGGGCGCACGGCCGUCGUCGCUAAGACAGCUGGCUGGAACGCGAGAGAUGCCGAGAUAGAGACGCCGGGGCGGCCGCGGGGGCGCAGAAAGACCGCGAUAGCAGGAAGACCAGGACCCACGGACUUAGAAAAAGAAAGCGCAGUUCAGGGAGGACAGAAAAUGGAGAGGGCGAGGAAGAGCAAUGGCCGGAAGGGCCCGGGACUUAGGGCGCGUAGGGCGGGAAGGCCUCGCCCCUCCCCCGCGGAGGGUGGGAGGACCCCCGGGGCAGGGAUCCAAGCGGCGUGUCCUUUCUCAGGGUGACGCCUGCGGAGAUGCGGGGCCGGGGGCGGAGGGAGGGGUGUGGAAGGCCGCAGGACUCGCGGGCUGGGAGGACGGCAGUGGGAGGACUUUCGGCCUCCGGAUCUCCAUCCAGAGCGUCAAGCUCUACCUUAUGGUAAAGAAGAUGAGUUAAAUAGACAAACUUCUCAGGCAGAUUUCUUCCCCAUUUGGGGCCAACGGGAGGGAAAAAAAAAAAAAAAAGAAGUCAGCGUGUGCAUUGGCCGGGAAUCGAACCCGGGCCUCCCGCGUGGCAGGCGAGAAUUCUACCACUGAACCACCAAUGCAGGCGACAGCUAGCCCUUGGUGGCCCUACCUGAACUUGUAAGACGUUGAGGCCACCGCGGUCCGGGAGAAGGUGUGGGCCAGGGGCUCAGCGAAGGAGCGGCCCGAAUAGCUGACGUGGGUGGAGCGCCAGGCCAUCCUUCCUCCCGCCCGGAUCCGGCCGCCGGGCCAUAAAGUGGCCCCAUAUGGCCGGGGGGCGGCCCCACACCCGGGUGCGAACAGCCCGGGGCCCCGAGCCUCGCGUGCAGACACUUUAUCCUGAAGCCUCCGACUGUUCACGCAUCAUUCUGCAGAGGGUCAUGUUCUUGGUUUGAGGGUCCCCUUCCUCCCCAGUCCAGCCAUCCGUCUGUAUGACCCUUUCCCCAGCUCCUACUUCGCUCUGCCUUUGUAAUUGCUGCUUGGUAACACAUCCUCUUUUGCACUGGAUCCGCUGGGUCUCUAAUGCUGAAGCCGCUUGUGGAGAAGCGGCGCCGGGACCGCAUCAACCGCAGCCUGGAAGAGCUGAGGCUCCUGCUGUUGGAGCAGACCCGGGACCAGAACCUCCGCAACCCGAAGCUGGAGAAAGCAGAGAUACUGGAGUUCGCCGUGGGCUACUUGAGGGAGCGGAGCCGGGUGGAGCCCCCGGGGGUUCCCCGGUCCCCAGCCCAGGACGCCGAGGCGCUCGCCAGCUGCUACCUGUCCGGCUUCCGCGAGUGCCUGCUCCGCCUGGCGGCCUUCGCGCACGACGCCAGCCCGGCCGCCCGCGCCCAGCUCUUCUCCGCGCUGCACGUCUACCUGCGCCCCAAGCCGCCCCGACUGGAGCCGGUAGAUCCGAGGCCCCAGGCGCCGCGCCCACCGCUGGACCCCGCCGCCCCGGUGCCCGGCCCCGCGCUGCACCAGCGCCCCCCAGUGCACCAGGGCCCCCUUAGCCCGCGCUGCGCCUGGUCCCCGUCCCCCUGUUCCCCCCGCGCCGGGGAUCCCGGCGCGCCGGCGCCCCUCACCGGACUGCUGCCGCCGCCGCCGCCGCCGCCGCCGCACAGACAAGACGGGGCGCCCAAGGCCCCGCCGCCCCCGCCGCCCGCCUUCUGGAGACCUUGGCCCUGAGCU
Molecule: messenger RNA, 1828 nt
Organism: Leopardus geoffroyi (Geoffroy's cat)
Lineage: Eukaryota; Metazoa; Chordata; Mammalia; Carnivora; Felidae
Gene: HES7
Product: hes family bHLH transcription factor 7
Exons: 6
Coding region: 1184-1825 (213 amino acids)
Biological process (GO): regulation of transcription by RNA polymerase II; anterior/posterior pattern specification; regulation of neurogenesis
Cellular component (GO): nucleus
Molecular function (GO): RNA polymerase II cis-regulatory region sequence-specific DNA binding; DNA-binding transcription factor activity, RNA polymerase II-specific; protein dimerization activity
Source: RefSeq, a predicted model, not a curated record